Molecule: messenger RNA, 2823 nt
Organism: Nicrophorus vespilloides
Lineage: Eukaryota; Metazoa; Arthropoda; Insecta; Coleoptera; Silphidae
Product: Werner syndrome ATP-dependent helicase-like
Exons: 13
Coding region: 57-2801 (914 amino acids)
Biological process (GO): DNA replication; telomere maintenance; double-strand break repair via homologous recombination
Cellular component (GO): chromosome; nucleus; cytoplasm
Molecular function (GO): ATP binding; four-way junction helicase activity; nucleic acid binding
Source: RefSeq, a predicted model, not a curated record
UCCAAACAGAAAUUCACAAACAAUCCCAGAACAUAACCUAUGCAAAAAAAAAUUGAAUGUUAUUUGUGAAUAUGGAUUCAGAUGAAGAAUUCAGUCAAUUUUGUGAUAAUUAUUUGGAGGAAGACACUAAUUUGAUACUUGAUAAUAAAGAUACUAACAGACUUAUUGAAGGCUCUAAGGAUUUAUCAGAUUUGGAAGCUCCACAACAAUGUCACAUAGAUGUUUUGAAGAAAGUGUUUGGUCAUACAACAUUCAGACCUAUGCAAUGGAAAGUGAUAAAUUCCAUUAUCAAAGAUAAAAGAGACAACUGUGCUAUCAUGGCUACAGGAUAUGGGAAAUCUUUGUGUUACCAAUUUCCAGCAAUGUAUUUGAAAGGAAUCACUGUAGUCAUAUCACCUUUGAUUUCUUUAAUGGAAGAUCAAGUUCUUUCAUUGAAGAUGGCCAAUAUACCUGCUACUUUAAUGUGCUCAUCAAAUGCUAAAAUAAGAGAUACAGCUGAUGAGAUUUUGGAUGAUGAAUAUAGACUGAUUUACAUGACUCCAGAGUUUGUGUGUGGCUCAUUUGGAUCUGGAUUGUUGCAGAAAAUGCACAAAAAUCUGAAUUUGGUGCUGAUUGCCAUCGAUGAGGCGCAUUGCGUGAGCACCUGGGGUCACGAUUUUCGUGCCACGUACCGUCAUUUGGGUGAUCUCAAGAAAUACUGUCCAGAUGUACCAUUCUUGGCUGUAACAGCCACCGCGACUGCAGUAGUCCGAAGCGACAUAGCAAAGUCUUUAAAUUUGAGGAACCCGCAGUUUUUGUGUUCCGGUUUCGAUAGACCUAACUUGUUUUUUGAAGCGCACAGUAAGAGCAAAUCCAAUCAAAUUUUGUCGGAUAUCAAAAAAUGCAUGCAUUUAAGCAAAUUUAAAGGAUCCACGAUCAUUUAUUGCAUCACGAAGAAGAUGACAGAAACCAUAGCGCAAUUAUUAAAUUCGAAUGGGGUGCAAUGUGGAAUGUAUCAUGCUGGUAUGAGUCUACCGAAAAGGAAGGAAACGCACGAAAACUUUGUUAAAGACAAGGUGAAAUGUAUUGUAGCCACGGUUGCUUUCGGAAUGGGUAUAGAUAAACCGGAUGUGAGGAAUAUUAUACAUUACGGCGCUUCCAAAGAUUUAGAAAGUUACUAUCAGGAAGUUGGAAGAGCGGGAAGAGAUGGUCAACCUGCGAAAUGCAUAGUUUUCUACGGCAGGGACGAUUUUCAAAUCCAAAAACUCCUCAACGAACAAGUCAAAAUGAAUGAAAGUGUGAGGAAACACAAGGAAAACAUGUUGAAUUUGAUGCAAAAGUACUUGGACUCCAAUGGAUGUAGGAGAUCGUUCAUCCUCGACUACUUUGGCGAUUCAAACUAUCAAGUUGCAGAUGAAUCUGCGUGUUGCGAUAAUUGCUUAAAGAAGAUAAUCGAUCCUAAUUUCGAAGAAAAUCGUUUGGUUGAUUUUACUGAAGAUUCUCGAGUUUUGUUGAAUGGAAUGGACGGAAUGGGGGGUAAAUUCGGAUUGGAGAAAUAUGCUUUGUUCUUGCGCGGCUCUUAUAGCAGCAAAUUGAGUGCGCAGUUGAAACAACACCCUUUACACGGAAGUGGUAAAUAUAAAUCCGAAGGAUGGUGGAAAGCACUAGCCAUUCAAUUAUGCAAUGAGGGUUCUAUUGUUAAGGAAUUCGUAAAGAAAUCGACGUUUUCGUAUAGUACAUUCGUUGUGAGCGAUAAAGGGUAUAGGUUUUUGAAUGACAAAAAUGCGAAGCUCUUGCUCGAACCAAUUCCAGAAAUAAAGCUAUUGUUACCACGGACAUCAAUAGAUUUUAGAAUUGAAGAAGCGGAAUCGAUUCCGCAAACUGUGGCUGUGACCCAUCCACUCGAAACAGUUGUUGCGUGUGGUAGCAGUUUACAAAACUUCGGGAAAAGGGUGGAGAGUGAAGAAGAGAGAAAGAAGCGCAUGGAUAUUUACUCAAUUCUGAUGUCGAAGAGAUUAGACAUUGCCUCAGAUUUAGAUUGUAUGCCUUACAUGGUGGCUUCAAACGAGGCUUUACUCAAUAUGUCAGAGAAGAAACCAAUCAACGUAGCUCAGUUUCGUGAGCAUAAUUAUGACGGUUUCAACGAUAAUAAGAUAGAAAAGUUUGCUCAAUACUUUAUUGAUAUUAUAAGGGAAAAUUGCGAUUUCGUUGAAAGCUCGGCUCCAGCAAAACCGCAGGAAAUUAAAGAUAUUUUGGAGAAGAAUCCUGUACCUAAUGCAAAGGUUGGCGCUUCCGCUUUGAAGACGUACGCUCUCUUCGAAGCUGGAAAUUCAGUGAAAGAAAUAUCAGUGGAGAGAGGUAUAGUUGCAUCCACGGUGUUUUCCCAUUUGAUAGACUGCAGCAAGAUGGGAUUUCCUAUUAAACUAAUCGAGUUAGGUGUAACGGGUGAACUGAGGGAUCUCAUAAUCAAGGUUAUUAAGAACCCACCCAUUAAUAAUGAUAUGACUUCGAUAACGCCUAUUAAGAAUGCGUGUCCAGAGGAGAUUACCUACGACAACAUUAAAAUCGUCAUAACUUAUCUCCUGGUACGCGAGCAUCUGCAAAGUCUGCAGAUUCCCUACACCGAAUUCGAAGACAUCACUUACGAUGAAGUGGUGGAGGUGAUGAAGAAGUCAGUUGCAAACACCUCGUUGACGCAAGAAGGCGCUUUGGAUGAGUUGGUUCGAGGUUUCGAAGACGACGAAAGCUUUACUUCCUCUCAUCUACACAAGAAACCUAAACUGGAUGAGAGCGACCUAUUCGAUAUACUCGAUUCACCGUAAUUAAUUAUACCAUUUAUUGUUG